Strongylus vulgaris is the source of this 353-nucleotide messenger RNA. Lineage: Eukaryota; Metazoa; Nematoda; Chromadorea; Rhabditida; Strongylidae. The record is from the annotation of a GenBank genome assembly.
AUGCCAGAUGGGCGAAUUCCCGGUUCAGUCAUAUUUCUGAUCUCAUUCUCUGGUAUGCUUUGUAACACAAUUGUAGCUAUGUUUUCUCACAAAAUGAGAUCUUUGAAAAACCCUUUUGGACGACUAUUGGCUAGCCAAGCUACGGGAGAAGCUUUGUUAUGUGCGACCUUUGCGUUUUAUUGGUCUCCAAUGGUCUUUUUCGACGUUUCUUUUAUGAAAGAACGGUCAAACCUAGCCGGCAUUGCUCUCCUUAUUUUCUAUGAUAUUUGCACCUUCUCUCAUCUAUUUAUAGCCCUUAACAGGAUGUGUGCCAUUUGUAUGCCGUUGAGGUAUAGCACUAUCUUUAGGUAAGC